This is a messenger RNA of Aureobasidium melanogenum CBS 110374, 393 nucleotides long. Its product is annotated as Tautomerase/MIF. The transcript is spliced from 2 exons. Lineage: Eukaryota; Fungi; Ascomycota; Dothideomycetes; Dothideales; Saccotheciaceae. The coding region runs from base 1 to 393 and encodes 130 amino acids. The record is from RefSeq and is a predicted model, not a curated record.
AUGCCUCUUGUCAAGAUCGAUGUUUACAAAGGUGUCCGGUCCCCAGCGGAGCUACAAGUGCUCGCAGACACGAUCCACGAAGCUUUGAUGCACGCUUUCUCUGCUCCGCUCAAGGACAGGUUCCAGGUCAUCACACAACACGAGCCAGGGGAACUCAUCAUCCAGGACAAUGGAUUGGGAUUCCAACGAACUAACAAGCUCGUUCUCAUCCAAAUCUUCCAACAGGGAAGAGACGUUGCGGCAAAGCAAGCUCUAUACAACUCCCUUGCGAUGCUUUUGGGAGAACGUUGUGGACUAGCUGGCACCGAUUUGAUGGUCAGUCUCUCGGAAAACAAGAAGGAGGAUUGGAGUUUUGGUGAUGGAAAAGCGCAGUUUUUGACCAACGAGCUGUAG